Molecule: messenger RNA, 1998 nt
Organism: Nanorana parkeri
Lineage: Eukaryota; Metazoa; Chordata; Amphibia; Anura; Dicroglossidae
Product: glucuronokinase 1-like
Exons: 23
Coding region: 62-1978 (638 amino acids)
Biological process (GO): biosynthetic process
Molecular function (GO): glucuronokinase activity
Source: RefSeq, a predicted model, not a curated record
GCGCCGCUGACCCCUUGUGCGCAGGAGGCAGGGACCGGCGACUGGGUCAGCGCAGGACGCGAUGAUCUGCAUACUGCUGGUGGCUGGACACGGCACGUUGCUGGAGAGUCACAUCAAGAAUGACCGGAGCGGUUUAUACAGCUUCUUAGAAGAUGUUCCCAAAGCUCUGUUACCUGGAGUGGGGGGGAAGAAAAUUCUGGACUUCUGGUGGAAGGCGGUCAACACGAGGCAGCUCUUCAGUGAAGUCUAUCUGGUGACCAACGCAGACAAGUAUAAACACUACGAGCGCUGGGCGACCGCCAACGAUUUCCCCGUGGAGAACAUUAUUAACGAUGGCACCACCACGUACGAGACCAGGCUGGGCGCAGUGGCGGACCUGGAGCUCGCCAUCUCCAGCAAGCGGAUCAGCGAUGACAUCAUGGUGAUUGCCGGUGACAUGUUAUGUGCCGAUCAAAACUUUGACAUCGCCCAAGUGCUGAAGUUCUUCAAGCUGAAGAGCGGAGAGCUGGCAAUCUAUUAUGAGCUGGAGGAGGGUGAGAGCAGCUCUUCGAGGGGAAUUGUGGAAGUGUGCCCGGACUCUCACAGGAUCACACAGUUCCUGGAGAAGCCCAAGCCAGGGGAGUCGUCCUCCAGACUGGCCAGCGUUGUCUUCUACUGUUUCCGGAGUCAAACCUUGUCCACGCUGGAGACUUACUUGAACGCCUUCCCGAGCACUGAGGACCGGGUUCUGGGCAGAUAUAUGGAAUGGCUUAUCAACAUCACCAGAAUUCCCGUGUUCGGGAUGAAGCUGCCCACAGGAUUUCAGCUGAUUGGACAAGUGGGAUUACCGGAUUAUACCAAGUGGUUGGCUCAUUACUCCACCAUGAAAAGUGAACCCCGUGUGAAAUCGAUUACUUGCCGUUCAUAUGCCAGAAUCGGGAUAAUCGGAAACCCUUCAGAUGGCUACUACGGAAAAACCAUCUCCAUGACUAUCUCCAACUUCUGGGCGGAGGUCACCAUCGCGGAAAGCAAGAAGCUGGUUUUGGUGCCUCAUCCGUUGAAUGACCCGACGGAGUUCGGAAGUUUGCUGGACCUGUACUACAUAAGCCGGAAAGAAGGGUACCUGGGAGGUCUGAGGCUGCUGCAGGCCACGUGCAAAAAAUUUUACCAAUACUGCUCGGAGAAAGGGUGGUCUAUGCAGGCUUUCAAGAGUGCUGUGUGGUGGUCUCGCCUGAGGUCCCUGCACUUGCUGGGGACCUCGGGCGCCGCAUCUGUCAAACAAUGUGAAGGAUUGGCCGGCAGCAGCGCCAUCGUGUCGGCGACCCUGAAAUGUCUGAUGAAGUUCUACAAUUUGACGGAUGAUGAUCUUCCGAAGACCGUGCAGCCGAAUUUCAUUCUGGAAGUGGAGAAGGAGGAGCUGUUCAUCACGGCCGGAUUGCAGGACCGAGUCGUUCAGGUUUAUGAAGGUCUCAUCUACAUGGACUUCAGCAGGCCAGUCAUGGAGGAGCAGGGCUUCGGAAAUUACGUCUGUAUGGACAACGGCUGCGCCCCUCCGUUCUGGCUGGCCUAUCUGCGGGAUCCGAGCGAUUCUGGCGUGAUCCACAACAACGUCCGUCAGCGAUGGCUGAGCGGCGAUCCUGAAGUUACCGAAGCCAUGAAGAUAUUUGCUGAGCUGACGGAUAAAGCAAAGGCAGCGAUAGAGCGGAAGAAUUGGACCGAACUGGCGGAGCUGAUGGACCGGAACCUGGAACUGCGGCGGUCCAUAUUCACAGAUGCAUGUCUGGGCCCCGGGAACCUGCAGAUGAUCGAAAUCGCUAAACAGCACGGGUGCGCGGUGAAGCUCCCGGGCAGCGGCGGCGCCGUCAUCGGUUUAUGCUUUGACGCCAAAACACUGGUCGAGCUCAGGAAAUCGUACCAAGAGGCCGGCUUUGUGUUCUGCCAGAUAGCCCCUUACUGCCCCGGAAACGCCAACGCAAAAAGCGAGCCAUCGGAGAAUUAAAGCGCCCGGCACACGUGUAC